UGAGGACAAAUGUAGAGAGAGGAGCGGAAAAGCUUCGCUGUCAGGUAGAGAGGUCGUUUGGAAAAUACAGCAAAUGGACGAGAACCAAACCGGUCUGGUCGAAAGCCUCAUAGUUUGGCUUCAGACUUUCAGUCUCUCCGCUCCCUGCACAAAAGUGGAGGACCUGACCACCGGAGCAGCAAUAUCACAGGCUCUUCAUCAAAUUGACCCAGUGUGGUUCAAUGAUGGAUGGCUCAGUCGUAUUAAAGCAGAUGUUGAAGACAACUGGAGACUUAAGAUGAACAACCUAAAGAAGAUUCUUCAGAUGGUGGUUGACUAUUAUAAUGAGACCUUGGCGCAGGACAUCUCAGGUUUCCCUUUACCGGACCUGGCUCUUGUGGCCGAACACUCUGACUCUGUGCAGCUAGGACGACUGCUGCAGCUCGUCCUGGGAUGUGCCGUCAAAUGUGAACGCAAACAAGAUUAUAUUCAGACAAUCAUGACUUUGGAGGAGUCUGUGCAGCAUGUUGUGAUGACAGCCAUACAGGAGCUCAUGCCCCCGUUUGGAGCUGAGCUGUCUGGGGACAUGGAACAGCAGCUUAAAAAGGCCCUUGAAGACCUCGCUGAAGUUGCUACAGAGAAGGAGGCUUUGGCCCAACGUUGUCAAGAGCUGGACAUGCAGGUGGCAAUUCUUCAGGAGGAGCGUAACAGUUUAUUGGCGGAGAAUGAUGUGUUGACGGAUCGGGCCAAUCAGCUGGACUCCUUUGACGACCUGAGCACUGCCUCAGGGAAGAAGCACAGUCUGUUACAGCAACAACUGGAAACCAUACAAGAGGAGAACUUCAGGCUGGAAGCAGCUAAAGAUGAUUACAGGAUCCACUGUGAGGAGCUGGAAAAGCAGCUGAUUGAGGUGCAGCAUCGAAACGACGAGCUCACUGGUCUAGCUGAGGAGUCACGAGCGCUCAAAGACGAGCUGGACGUGCUCAGAAACUGCUCUGACCGUGUGGUGAUGCUGGAGGCCUCCAUUGAAACGUACAAGCGUAAACUGGAGAACCUCGGGGACCUGAAGAGGCAGAUGAAGCUUCUGGAGGAGAACAACAUGACUUACAUGCAAAACACAGUUAGCCUGGAGGAAGAGCUGCGCAAAGCCAAUGCAGCCAGAGCACAGCUGGAGACUUACAAGAGACAGGUUCAGGAGCUGCACACAAAGCUGUCAGAGGAGACGAGACGAGCGGACAACCUAGCCUAUGAAGUGAAGAAACUCGAAGAGAAGCAUGAAACUGUACUUAAGGAGAAAGAGAGGAUCAUUGUGGAGCGAGACUCUCUCAAAGAGCUCAAUGAGGAGCUGAGGUGCACUCAGGCUCAGCAGCAUCAGCUCUCUCAAGCAGGGAUGCUUCCAUCGGGCAGCCCCAGCCAUGAGAACUUGGCAGCUGAACUAAUGCCGGUGGAGUACAGGGAAAAGUUCAUUCGUCUGCAGCAUGAGAACAAGAUGCUGAGGGUGCAGCAGGAGGAGUUUGAGAGGGAGAAGAUCGCAGGGCUCCAGUCUCAGCUCGAGGAGGCCCAUAAGAAUCGCAGUGAACUGGACACAGAGAUCAGGUUGAGCAGAGAGAGGGUCAGUGAGCUGCAACAGCAAGUGGAGGACCUUCAAAAGGCCCUGCAGAGUCAGGCAGCUAAACCAGAUGACUCCAACUUGAAACGGAAACUUGAUGCACAUAUGGUGCAGCUAAAUGAGGCUCAGGAUGAAAUCAUGAAAAAGAAAGAGCUCCUUGAGGACCUCCAGCCUGACAACACUCAGAACUCUAUGAAGGUGGAUGAGCUGAUGGCAGCUCUUAAAAAGAAAGACGAUGACAUGAGGGCAAUGGAAGAGAGAUAUAAAAUGUACCUGGAGAAGGCUCGCAAUGUGAUCCGAGCAUUGGACCCUAAACUAAACCCAGCCACAGCAGAGAUCCAGUCUCUGAGGAAUCAGUUAGCAGACCGGGACAAGCAGAUACUCAGCUUGGAGCGUCAAUGUGAACAGGCCAAAUUGAAGGAAUAUGAAGAAAAGUUGAUUGUUACUGCCUGGUAUAACAAGAGCCUGAACUUUCAAAAGCUUGCCAUAGAGUCUCGUCUUGGAGGCCGGGCGGCUCCUCUACUCUCCCCGGGACAGUCCUUCCUGUCCCAGCAAAGACAGGUGUCCAAUGCUCCUCGCCGCACGCUCUCUGUCAGUGUGCCUGCAGCAGCCGCAACCUCCAAGUAAACACUGUCCCAAAGUCCCUUGUUUAGAGACAAUCAGACCAGCGUACAAUCAAGUGGCCUUAAAGCAUGUCCUCAACACUCAGGAUGUGAUUUUGAAGAGCACUUGUGUAAUCAAAUUUAUCUUGCUUCAAAAAUCUAUAAUCUUCGCAUGUACAAGAACGCUUAGUCCCAUUCGUGGGUUAGAAGCUGUCCUGUACCUUGUCUACUGCCAAAUUAGUGCACUUCUGAUAAUCACAGCAAUUAUUUAAGCUUCAGAUUUUGUAGUGGUUAGGCUGAGUAAAUAAUUAAGCCAGAAUGUAUUUUUGUUUUUGUGUUGUUUUUUUUAGGUAAACGUGAAUUCUUUCACCGACUUAAUGUGAGCUAAAAUAACUAAAAGAUAAUUAAUGUAUGUACAAGUCGUUAUCUCUAUACUAUGCAGAAACCAAGAGUCCGACAGACUUUUUUUUUUUUUUAAUAAAAGUUAAAUGCUAUUUUGGUGCGGGUCACCUCAAUAGCUGUUAAAGUUUCCAUUUGAACUCAAUGACGUCCUAUAUGAAGUUGUCAAAUGUAUACAGUUGUAGGCUGAUUUUCAAAUACAAAAAACAUGUCUUUUCUAGUAGAUAUGGAGCAUUUCUAAAGAAAGCAUUAGUUUUAGUAAUGAAGGUAAUUGAAAAACAUGAGAUAAACACUAGAUUUUCUACCAAAUGUUGGUGAUAAUUAUCAAAUUAAAUGUUAAAAUGUUCACUUUUGUUACUUAAUUAGUUAAUAUAAACAAUAAACAAUGUUUUUGUAUGGUUGCUGAUAUGUGCUGUAUACGUCAUAUCAUUUCAAUGUAGCUGAUGAAGCCUGUUGUGUGAAACACUGUAAAAAGUCAUUAUUUUUCAUCUUUUUAUUAAUUUAAAAACAUGAAUUUCUUUGUGUGAAAUAAACUUUAUAAAGCAAUGCAA
Messenger RNA from Boleophthalmus pectinirostris (great blue-spotted mudskipper), 3140 nucleotides. It is a transcript of the gene hook1, whose product is annotated as hook microtubule-tethering protein 1. Bases 74 to 2215 code for a protein of 713 amino acids. Gene Ontology annotation, biological process: cytoskeleton-dependent intracellular transport; cytoplasmic microtubule organization. The record is from RefSeq and is a predicted model, not a curated record. The transcript has 22 exons. Gene Ontology annotation, cellular component: centrosome; cytoplasm. NCBI's taxonomy places the organism in Eukaryota, Metazoa, Chordata, Actinopteri, Gobiiformes, Gobiidae. Gene Ontology annotation, molecular function: microtubule binding; dynein light intermediate chain binding.